Molecule: messenger RNA, 465 nt
Organism: Haemonchus placei
Lineage: Eukaryota; Metazoa; Nematoda; Chromadorea; Rhabditida; Trichostrongylidae
Source: the annotation of a GenBank genome assembly
AUGUGGAUGGGUGGUAUACAUGCGUUGUUGAUGUUGCUGAUUGGUAAAGUUAGCCAGUCGUACACCAUUCGGCGGAGUGGUGUAUACUAUAGUCUCCGCUGAUGGAUAGUCGAGCUUUGGAUCCGGUAGCAAAUUUAUUCCACCCGACCCAGUGCCGGACCCCGUUGUCUUCGAACCAACCCCUCGAAAACGGGCUUGCGUGGUCCCAUCGGAGCCUAUAGGCUUCGCAACAGCCAUAGUUGGCUCAUCAGGGAUUGGUGCCUCUGGCACUUGGGGACAUUGGCCUCCUCCUUUGGACACGUACUCCAUAAGGGUUCGUGAGCGAGCUGUACCUUGUGAAGGAGCUCGCCUUGACACCUCUUGCAGGCUGAGGUUAUGUGGUUGACGGGCAGCUGCUCGCGAAGCCUCUUCGGAUUCGAUUGACCUCUGCUUUGACUGCAAAGGGUUCAGAUGUGGUGCAACUAA